Lactuca virosa is the source of this 718-nucleotide messenger RNA. The record is from the annotation of a GenBank genome assembly. Lineage: Eukaryota; Viridiplantae; Streptophyta; Magnoliopsida; Asterales; Asteraceae.
AUGAAAUUAACGAAGAAGAAGCCUAUGGUCGACGACUUUUUGUCGGCGAUUGCAGCCCUCUUUGCCUCCUACAGAUCGUGUAGCACCACCACUCCACCAUCGACUGUAGCUAUUGUUGCUCCUAUCGAACCCCAAAUCGGCAAAUCCCAAUCCUCAUCUUCAGUCAAUCCGUUGAAUCGGUUCUUCAUUGGUCGAUGUUCUAGUUGUCGGACGCCUCACGGCCUCAGUGCAUCACGCCUCACUGUCCGCUCCGCCUCCGGCCUCCACAGACCACCGCAGUCCGCAGACGCAGCACGCCAUCACAGUAGGCGACAGCAGCUAGCAGACUUUCAAAUUCCAAUUUUCAGUCUUCUCUUAAUCUCUUCUAGUCAAAAUGGUCAUUGGAUAGAAAACAAUGGGUGUUUGGAUUGGGUGUUUGACAGGGAAGGAAAGGAAAUGAAAAGCAGUUUUUUGGCUAAUAUACAUAUCAGAAUGAGCAGUUUUUUGGCUAAUAUCUAUUGGAAUGGAAUCAAGAAUUCCAAUUCUGUUGGAAUGGAAUGACGAAUUCCAAUUCUGUUGGAAUCACAGAAGUUGAUGCUUGAAGAACGGACCACAAAAUUGAAACGGACCUCAUUAUUCUUUUAGAAUGUAUUAGUCGUUGUUAGAUUUUGAUGUAAUUAUUAACAAUUGUUAGCCGUAUUCUAUAAGAAAUAAUGUAUUUGUUGUUUUUAUUCUUCAA